CUAUCCUCCAUGAAUCCCAAGAGGGAAGAUUGUGAAAAAUACCUGAUGGGAAAGGCAGCGGCUGAGUCCAGGCUGAGAUAGGGGUCCAGUCUCUAAAGAGAAAUAACUGGAACUCUAAGCUACAGAAAUGCUGCAACCUGCCUAAAACAACAUUUAGGACUGUCUUCUGAAUUCCUGAAAGUUCCCCUUGCAUUCUUAAUGAACCAUGGACAUCAUUGGCUUUCUGAAAUCUCAGUUCAUUUGCCACCUUCUUAUCUGCUACAUAUUUAUAGUGUCGGGACUGAUAAUUAACUUCAUUCAGCUCUUCACACUUGUCCUCUGGCCGAUCAACAAGCAGCUUUUCAGGAAGAUCAAUUGCAGACUGGCUUACUGCAUUUCAAGCCAGAUGGUGAUGUUGCUGGAAUGGUGGUCAGGCACUGAUUGCACCCUCUACACUGACCCAGAGAGUUACCACAAGUACGGGAAAGAGAAUGCCAUCGUAAUCCUUAAUCACAACUAUGAGAUCGACUUUCUCUGUGGUUGGAACUUUUGUGAAAGGUUUGGGGUUUUAGGGAGUUCCAAAGUGCUUGCAAAAAAGGAACUUUCUUAUGUGCCUAUCAUUGGUUGGAUGUGGUAUUUCCUAGAGAUAGUCUUCUGCAAGCGUAAAUGGGAGGAAGAUCGGAAAACUGUCAUGCAGAGCUUGCUCAAUCUCCGGGAUUACCCUGAAAAAUUUUGGUUCUUGAUACACUGUGAGGGCACGAGAUUCACAGAGCAGAAGCACCAAAUCAGCAUGCAGGUUGCUGAAGCCAAAGGCCUGCCUAAACUCAAGUACCAUCUGCUGCCCCGGACAAAGGGAUUUGCUGUCACCGUGCAAAGUUUGAGAAAUGUAGUGUCAGCUGUGUAUGAUUCUACGCUCAAUUUUAGAAAUAAUGAGAAUCCAACUUUGCUGGGAGUUUUAAAUGGGAAGAAAUACCAUGCAGAUUUAUAUGUAAGACGGAUUCCAUUAGAGGAAGUCCCAGAAGAUGAACAGGAAUGUUCUAAGUGGCUUCACAAACUCUAUCAAGAAAAGGAUGCCUUUCAAGAAGAAUACUACAGAACAGGAGCCUAUCCUGCUACUCCCAUAGUGCCUCCUCGGCGGCCAUGGACUCUUUUGAACUGGCUUUUCUGGGCCUUAUUGCUGCUAUAUCCUUUAUUCCAGCUGCUUAUCAAGAUGGUCAGCAGUGGAUCAUCACUGACGCUGGCUAGUUUUGCUUUUGUCAUCAUUGUGGCUUCUGUUGGUGUCCGAUGGAUGAUAGGAGUGACUGAAAUUAACAAGGGUUCUACCUACGGCAACAAUGACAACAAGCAGAAACAAAUGUAGUAUCUCCAGAGACUGUUUCAAUACCGAGGGAACAAAUGCAACUUCUGAAAACUCUUUACUUGCACAUCAUGCUCUUUCAAGUGAGAGGGGGAGCAUAUCUGAAUUUGUGCUCCCAUUUUGUUUCCUUGGGGCUGGGGCUAGAUUUCAGACUUGCUGAAAGGUGUUCUGCAUCUCACCUCUUCAGAACAGGUUGGCCUUUGUUGGUUUUCAUAUGAAGUGUCUUAUAUUUGGAAGAAAAAACAUCUAGUGGGAUAUUAUAGGUCCACAUGGGAAUUAAUUAACAGUUGGCUGUGGGGGGAUACAAGUUUUUCUCAACAUGCUGUAUGGAAUGGAUCAUAAAGAAAAUUAAAAUGGAAAUUUUGUAUGUCUAGACCAUGUUAUCAGUUUACUGAUGAUAAUUUGUUUCAAUAUACUUUGCUCAAUUAGAGAAAUAUCAAAUUGAACCAGGCCCCCUACAGAAAAUAGGUUUCAGUUGAGCUAUUCCAAUUUAGGUCCUAAUUGUACAAUGAGAUCCACUCAGUCCCUGCACCCAUUAGCUUGAAUUGGACUGAGUAUGUGGGUCUGUUCCUCCAGCUCACACUGCAAGAUUGGGGUCUUUGUGAUGUAACUGGUGGUAGAAUUUGGCCCAGUGAAUUUUGAACAUGGGUCUGGUGUUUAGACAUGACAAACGUACCUAGUACAUCACUGUUCCUUACAAUUACUAAGCAGUUUUGGAUUAGCUUCAGAGCACUGAUGUAUGCAGUGAUUAGACUGAAUACUGUUUACAUUUUGGGAGAGGUAAUAAGAUUAUUUUAGCUUACAAAACACUUAGACAUAUGGGCCUUCAGACAGUGGUAGGAAAGAGGCAGCUGUAUGUCUGUCGUCAAAACAAAGUUAGGGAAUCACUUGCUUUUGUCUCUUCUGAGAAAUAACUACACUUAGCCUCAGAGGGUGCAGCUUAAGACCACUUGAAGCUAGAUGAUUUCCUUAGAUGUUGUUUUCUGGGCAUGCCUUACAUUUCAGAGCCCUAUGGAGUUGACCUAGUUUCCAGUGACCAUAACCUAGCUCUCCUGCCCUUGGGCCAUUUUGGUUUUUAAACAUCAUAACCUGUGGAAAUUUCCUGAUUGAAAAGUUUUUUUGCAACCCAUGAAUACCUGAAGGCCACUAUUCUGUUUUUCUCCCAGAUUUGGGCAUAGUGCAUUUCACCAAGCCACAACUUCUAUCUGUACUAGACAGUGCCAUUUACUAUUGGGACCCCCCUCCCCCACCAAGAGUGUUCUAAAGGGAAUUUGGGGAAAGCCUCUCAAGCAGUUUUAUUUGUAACAGAUAGUGAAACCAUGCAGUGGGAUACUCAAAAGAAACAGGGCUAACAGUGCAAAGAACUCCAUGAAUGAGGUAUUUGCUGUUCAGUAGUUCAAAUCUUCUUUUUAAGAGAAAUAUUUCUAACAGUGAAAGUGAGGGUAGUGCUACUUUUUUUUAGUGGAGGGCCAGUUGCAGGGAACGGGUUUGAAACUUAUGGCUGUUUGUUAGAAAAAUGUGGCAUCUGAAGGAAGGAAUCGGAAUGUCUGAGGCAGAUGAAUUUUGCUCACUUUACUGGUAUACAAUGGCUGAGACAUCAGGAUUUCAUGCUCACACAGCCUUAAAGAGCUCUGAGUAGUAUAGGGACAAGGUCUUUUAAACUCACUGCUAAGGAUAGGGCCUAUGCUUGCAUUCCUGCCAAGCUCACACCAUUCAGUGAAACAAAGAUCCCAUAACUGCAGGCUUUCUUAGGCCUUUUCUACAUCUCAGCAUGGCCACAGCAGUUACUCCAUUUUAGGAGGAUAGAGGCUGCGGGCAUGCUUUUGCCAUAGUACAGUACUGAGGUAGAGAAGGAUAACAGUACUAACCAGAACACUCCACCAUGAGAGAUGCCCGGCCCAAUACAGUACUGUGCAGAAACCCUGUGGCAUGGCAUGGCUUGACUUGACUCGCAACCAUCCCCCAUAAUGCUGCACAGCCCCUUCCUGUCAUUUUGAAAGUGAGGGCAGCAAGAGGAAACUCUGUUCACACCAUCUUACUGGAGCACAAAGUAGGGAGAGGGCCUCACUGCUGAACAGCAAAUGGCUAUUAGGCACGCAACCCUUGUAUUUAUUUUAAUGUUGUUAUAUGAAAAAAUGUUUGUGUGGAGUGUUUUAGUACAUAGCAAUUAUUAUUCUGAGAGAGAGUUAGAGUUACAGUAGAUUAGACUAAAGCACUUAAAUCUGUCUCUUUCAUUCCAUGCACUCCCAGGAGUCCCACUGAUUUUAACUGGGAAUUUUGAAUGCACAAGGACUGGACCUUCCAAAGCUCUACUUAAAUUUAAGUGAUUAUGCUGCCCUUGUUUCUUAAAUCAGCACUGUACCUCUUGUGGCUUUGCUGGAAUGCCUGUAAAAGGUACUUGCCAAAAAAACCCUCUUAUUGUAUUAAAACAGUGACAGUGUCAGACAUCAGUGUUUACUUCCCUCCCCUGAGCAACUGUAUGUUUGUUUUUACAAUGGCCUUAACAAAAGUAGUCUAUUUUUUUGUAUA
Gopherus evgoodei (Goodes thornscrub tortoise) is the source of this 3865-nucleotide messenger RNA. RefSeq names its product 1-acylglycerol-3-phosphate O-acyltransferase 4 (gene AGPAT4). Bases 206 to 1339 code for a protein of 377 amino acids. The transcript has 10 exons. The record is from RefSeq and is a predicted model, not a curated record. Gene Ontology annotation, molecular function: 1-acylglycerol-3-phosphate O-acyltransferase activity. Lineage: Eukaryota; Metazoa; Chordata; Testudines; Testudinidae. Gene Ontology annotation, cellular component: mitochondrial outer membrane; endomembrane system.